Molecule: messenger RNA, 2292 nt
Organism: Chaetomium globosum CBS 148.51
Lineage: Eukaryota; Fungi; Ascomycota; Sordariomycetes; Sordariales; Chaetomiaceae
Exons: 5
Coding region: 1-2292 (763 amino acids)
Biological process (GO): DNA-templated transcription; regulation of transcription by RNA polymerase II
Cellular component (GO): chromatin
Molecular function (GO): DNA-binding transcription factor activity, RNA polymerase II-specific; RNA polymerase II cis-regulatory region sequence-specific DNA binding; zinc ion binding
Source: RefSeq, a predicted model, not a curated record
AUGCCUGGCGCAAGUGUGGCAGUCAUGCCAACCUCGGCCGCGUCCACACCGGCUACCCGGAAAACCUCACUCGCCCCGGAAAGAAAGUACAAGUGCCAGUUUUGCAACAGGGCCUUCAGCAGGAGCGAACACAGGAGCAGACAUGAGCGAUCCCAUACCAAAGAGCGGCCGUUCAAAUGCAUGAAGUGUCGCAGCACCUUCGUGCGCCGCGACCUUCUCCUCCGCCACGACCGUACCGUCCAUGCCAAAGAUGGGGGUGUCCCCCUUCACAGCGACGGCAAGCGUCGCGGUGGCCCCAAGACUACCCGCCCGGCCAGUGGCCCUUCCAAGUCGGCGAUCGCCAUCGAUGCAUCAGCUCUCGAGCAGAUCGAAGCCAGCAGCGACGGUGUUUUCGAUGUCGAAACCGCAGCCAUGCUUGUUGCUGACCUGCAUCAGAAAGCGACGGCGGCGGCCAGGGCGAAUAGCCACUACGACGGCAGCUCGAACAUGUCCUUUUCACAAGAGCCUUCAGUCACAUACCCUAACGGUGCGAUCGGCCUGUCGCAGUGGGAUGGCUUCAUGUCCCAGGAACCCAAGGCACACUCAAUCAGCUCAGCCGCUUCGACGUCGUUCGAUGCGCAGAACUCCAGUCAGCCGCAUCCUCUUGCCGCGCAACAUCCCAACAACAUGGCCCCGGGCCUCCAGGCGCUCGUCAACUCGCUCCCCCCUUCGGCCACCGGCACGCCGACUCCCCAGUCUCCCUUUUUGAUGCAACGCACCCACACCCCGGUCGACACUGCCCAGCCCGCUGCAGGGUUCCGAGCCCCUCAGGUUCACAGCGAUGAGGAACGGAACAUGAUCUUGGACAACAUCCGGAACAGCGAUAGCGAGCACGCCAUUCCAGAGGGCUUCCGCGUACCAAACCUGUCCUCGUUGAACCGCUACUUGGCUACCUACUUUGGCCUGUUCCACCAUCACCUCCCGUUCCUGCACCCUGCCUCGUUUGACCCGACCCGAGUGUCCCCCCCCUUGCUUCUGGCUGUCUUGUCCAUCGGCGCCUUGUACGCGUUCGACCAGGAACAAGCCUACAUGCUCCAUAUCGGGUCCAAGGUGCUCGUCAACCAGUUCUUGCAGAACAAGGAAAACUUCAGCUCUCGGAAACUGGAAGCGGUAGAUGCCAAGGGUCUCGAAUGGGGCGUGCUCAAUCAAGAGCUUGCUUGCCAACAUGGGUCGCCCGCCAACCCCGCGCCGAGUGGGUCGAGGACGAAAGGUUGUCGCCGUACAUACUACGCCGUCUACAUCUUCUUUGGUUUGUUGACGCUGACAUACAACCACACGCCGGCCAUGAGCUUCAACGAGUUUGAGGAUCUCCAGCUGCCGUCCACCGAGGCUCUGUGGAACAUCAAGGUCGCCGAGGAUGCCUGGCAAGAACACCUCAAGGCGUCUCCCAGCGUCACCUUCAUGAUGGCCCACGACAACCUUUUCCAGGGCGAGACGCUGAAGUACAGUGCAUUUGCGACUCGUGUUAUGAUCAACGCCCUCUUCCUCGAGGUCUGGUAUCACAAGCGCAGCCCCGAGGCGCUGCAAGACGUGGUCACCGAGUACAAGCUGCGACUUGCUCUGGAGACGUGGGAGAAGUCCCUGGAUCUCUGCGAGCCUGAGGCCUUCUCGGUGCCACUGAGCGCGCCUCACAAGGGGCAUCCCCUGAUCUUCAACGCUAAGGCCAUGUUCCGCAACGCGCGUGCGCGGCUAGAGGUGGACUUGAAGACGGUUCAGGAGGCGCUGCGGUAUCACGACUCGUACGAGGUAGCGGCGGCCAUGUCGAACGCGAGAGACCGUGUCAAGCGCUCAAGCGAGAUGCUCAAGGUCAUCCAAGAAUGCUACGACUGUAUUGAGACCGCCGUUCUCCAGGGCGUCCGCUGGGUGGCCCGCACAUCGCCGACCAACUGGAGUAUCGAACACCCGCUGUGCGGUCUGGAUCUCAUGAUUAUCCUCAGCCUGUGGCUCUACCGUCUGGAACAUGACGAAGAGCCGGCGACGGAGGAGGAACUGGUCAUGUACAACCGCAUCCGCCAGCUGUUCGACAAGGACCUCGACGAGUCCUAUGUUACGCAUCUGAGCACUGUGGUGGCUCGGCUCUGGGGCUCCAUGUUGGACGAGGUGGUUGUCUGGGGAAUCACUCGGCUGAUGGGUGAAUCCUUCCGCCUCCACUCACAAGCCUUGAUCGGCUAUGUGGACGAUGUUGCUGCAUCCUCUAGCGUCUCGACGCCAUCCAUGACCUCGCAGGGCGCGGAUGAGGACAGCGUGUACUAA